AUGGCCACAUCUUCUAGCAUUGAUCAUGUUGCGAAACCUAAGGGACAGCCUCGCACCAAACAGUACACCCUUGAACAUGAUUCAAAGCCACGUAGUUGUAGAUGGUGUGGAAGAACAAGCCAUCCCCGUCGUGACUGCCCAGCGAAAGAUGCUGUAUGUGACACCUGCUCAAAACCAGGACAUUUCAAGUCAGCAUGCUUAAGUGGAAAUGCAUCCAAACGCAACACCACAAAGGUACAUGAAGUCCAAGAUUUUUUCGACGAUGAUUUACCAUUCCUUGGUGAAGUCACAAGUAACAGCGACUACUGGAGUGCUUUCAUUACAGUCGAUGGAAAUCGCACCUGCUUUAAACUUGACACUGGUGCAACUGUCUCCGUCAUCAGCGAUACAGAACCAUGGCUUGCCAAUGUGCAACUCCAGGAAACCACUCAGUUACUUCGUGGUCCGGGAGGCACUCCUUUACCAGUGAAAGGAAUGCUGACUGCUACACUGCAAUACUCCGAAAGGAAAAUCACUGAGCGCCUCUACGUCAUUCAAAAUCAGAGAUGUUCACUCCUCAGUAAACGAGCAUGUGUCAAUCUUGGCCUCAUCAAGAGAGUGAAUGAAGUAAAGCAGAUUUCGACGCCGGACUUCAGAGCAGAAUUCCCUGGGUUGUUCACUGGCCUUGGAAAACUUCAGACGCCAUACCAUAUCACACUGUGCCCCGACACCAAGCCAGUAUGUUUGUACACACCAAGAAAAGUGCCCCACCCACUACUACCACAAGUGGAAAAAGAAAUCCAAUCCAUGCUCAAACAAGGGGUUAUUUCUCCGGUGACAUCGCCAACAACAUGGUGUUCCGGCCUGGUUGUCAUUCCAAAAUCAAACGGUAAACAUCGCAUAUGCGUCGACCUAACCAAUCUCAACAAGAGCGUCUUACGAGAAAUUCAUCCAAUGUCAUCAGUUGAUGAGAGCCUAGCGAAGCUUGGAAGAAGUACAAUAUUUUCUAAGCUAGAUGCAAAGAGCGGAUUUUGGCAGAUACCACUUGAUGCAGAAUCCACACUCUUGACUACAUUCAUCGCUCCUUCAGGCCGAUAUUGCUUCAACCGGCUACCCUUUGGCAUCAGUUCUGCACCUGAGAUUUUCCAAAGAGCCAUGUCUCAAGUUCUUGUUGAUCUCAACGGUGUCAUCUGCCAUAUGGACGACAUUCUCAUUCAUGGUGCCACACAACUCGAGCAUGAUGCACGUGUGCGGGCAGUCCUGCAACGACUACAUAACGCAGGUCUCACCCUCAACGAAAAAUGUGAGUUUUCCAAACACUCCAUCAAGUUCUUGGGCCACGUGAUAGACACAGCAGGGAUUCACGCAGAUAAAGGCAAAACUACAGCCAUCGCAGAAUAUCCUGUCCCCUCCAACAUCACUGAGCUUCAGAGAUUCAUGGGAAUGGUCAACCAACUCGGCAAAUUUGUCCCUGGUUUGGCAGAGAUUAACGAGCCAUUGCGCCAGUUGCUCAGGAAAGACACAAUCUGGUAUUGGGGGGAAGCCCAGCAGAGUUCUUUUCAACGAGUGAAAGAUCUACUUCUCUCAUCUGCAGUCCUGGCUCACUAUGAACCAUCUCGUCCAACCUUUGUAGCCACGGAUGCUUCUUCAUCUGGAAUUGGCGCCGUUCUGCUUCAGACUCAAGACAAUGGUAAACGUCACCCAAUAUGCUACGCAUCGCGUUCUCUAUCCGACACGGAGAAGCGAUAUGCAGUCAUCGAGAAGGAAGCAUUAGCUGCAACCUGGGGUUGUGAGAAGUUCUCUGACUAUGUCCUCGGUCUCCACUUCACUCUUGAGACAGACCACAAACCACUUGUGUCUCUCCUUCAGACAAAGGAACUUUCCAAGAUGCCCCCACGUAUUCUUCGGUUCCGUCUUCGAUUGAUGAGAUUUAGUCCGACUGUUGAGUAUGUUCCCGGCAAGCUCCAGACUACUGCUGAUGCACUAUCCCGUGCUCCUGUUGGUACACCAGACGAAACCGACACAGCUCUGAUAUCCGAAAUAGAGCAUUUCACUAAUCACGUGUUGACUUCACUACCAGCAACAUCACAACGUCUACUCGAAAUUGUUGCAGCACAGAAAUCAGAUGAGGAAUGCACACAAAUAAAGGAGUUCUGCAUUGGCGGUUGGCCCGUAUACAUGCCACACACUCCACUACUGCGCCAGUACUGGGAAAACCGAAGCCAUCUCUCUAUCCUCGAUGAUCUUCUUCUGUAUGAUGAUCGCAUUGUUAUCCCACGAUCCAUGAGAUUGGAUAUACUUGAUCGUAUCCAUCAAGGCCAUCUUGGUAUCACUAAAUGCCGAGCCCGAGCACGCACAUCUGUUUGGUGGCCUGGUCUCUCCAAGAGUAUUGAAGACAUGAUCUCCAAUUGUGUGACAUGUGCAAAGCAUCGACCAGAACAGCGUGAACCUCUCAUGCCAGCAUCAUUUCCGUCACGCCCCUGGGAAAGACUGGGAGCAGAUUUGUUUGAGUAUCGAGGGAAAAUCUACCUCAUCGUUAUUGACUACUAUUCACGCUGGAUAGAAAUCAAGUCUCUCCCAUCUGUCCAAACCUCAGCUGCUGUGAUCCAAGCCUUGAAGGAAAUCUUUGCAGUACACGGAAUCCCAGAUGUGAUUAUGUCCGACAAUGGGCCACAAUUCAGCUCAGCCUCAUUCCUCCAGUUUGCAAAGACGUAUGGAUUCAUCCACACUACUAGUUCCCCACGGUACCCACAGGCAAAUGGGGAAGCCGAGAGAGCAGUUCGCACGAUCAAAGGGCUGCUUAAGAAGAACACAGACCCGUACCUCGCCCUUCUGAUGUAUCGCUCAUCCCCACUUCAAAAUGGCUUGUCCCCAAGCGAACUAUUGAUGGGCAGGAAACUAAAGACAACCCUGCCUAUCCUUCCAUCAAAUCUACAUCCGAAAGCUCAACAGGACCAGACGAUCAGACAGAAAGAAGAAGCGUAUCGCACAAAGCAACAGCACAACUUCAAUCUUCGUCACCGUGCUACGACUCUACCAACACUACACCCUGGUGACUCAGUUUGGAUCCGAGACCAGAACCGCCAAGGGACCAUCCUCGCUAAAUCAUCCCAGCCACGUUCUUACAUUGUUGAAACCAAUCUUGGCACAGUUCGUCGCAAUCGAUCAGCUCUCGUCACCACACCAGACCACACCCCUCAACCACCCGACCCAGAUGCACUACUGUCUCCACCCUCUGAUGUAACCACGCAGACAAUACUUCCUACUAACAUGCAGCAGUUUCCUCCAUCCACUUCUCCAGAGAAACAAUCUCCGUCGUUGUCCCCACCACCGAGUACUCCACCACCAGCGGUGAUGACGAACCCGAUCAGGACGUUUAGUGAAGCCGCCUUACCGCCUUGA
This is a messenger RNA of Asterias rubens (European starfish), 3381 nucleotides long. RefSeq lists its product as uncharacterized. Gene Ontology annotation, biological process: DNA integration. Bases 1 to 3381 code for a protein of 1126 amino acids. Lineage: Eukaryota; Metazoa; Echinodermata; Asteroidea; Forcipulatida; Asteriidae. Gene Ontology annotation, molecular function: zinc ion binding; nucleic acid binding. The record is from RefSeq and is a predicted model, not a curated record. The transcript has a single exon.